AGAAACAACAUAGACAAAAUGUUUAUUUAUUGUUUUCUGUCUAUUCUAAUGUCAUUUUUUCGGCUCGCUCACGCACUCUAUCUGUAUAUCUUUAUGUUAGAAUCAAUAUACUUUUAAGCCAAUAACCUAAGUAUUCUCCGAAUUCUAUCUUUUUAUGAUCUUUGACAAUAUUAAGAAAUUAUCGUCAAUGAUUCACAUAAAAUUAAUGUUUAAAUAUGAUUGGAGCAAAGCGAUAUCUUUUGGUAUCUAUCGAAAAUGUAUUUCACGCCGUUUUUACCGGAACAUUUCAAAUAUGCCGAUUGACGAUAAAAAAUCAAAAUAUGCAAAAGAUAAAGGAAAUGGUCAAAAAUCGAAAAAGGAAGCUAAUGUUAACAUCAAAUCUCAAUUAAAAAAUUAUGAUUCCUUUUCACCAGAUCAUAAAGGUGACAUAAAAGUUUGCAUGAUUGGAGGCGGCGAGUCAUUGAUGUACGCUGCUGUUCUUCUAAAACAAUUUCGUCUUAUAAAACGAAUACAUGUGGUAGAUACAAAAGAUUCAUUGGCUAACGCAAUUUUAGAUAUUAGUCAUAUUGAUACAUCACCUCGUGUAAAAUAUUUUAAAAGAAAAUAUUUAAAAGAAGCUCUUAAAGAAAUAGAUAUUAUCGCAUUGAUGGAUGAAACAAAUACUAAUAUUGAUGUAAGUCCCGCAGCACAAUUUGAGGCUGCAUCGGCAUACGUGAGCGAAAUGGCUGAACAAAUGGUACAAUUGAGUUCAGAAUCUUUGGUAGCUGUUUUUACUCGGCCAGUAACGGCUAUACUUCCCAUGGUGUCAGAAAUUUACAAACUUGCUGGAUGGUGGGAUCCAGACAGAAUUAUUGGUUCCACUGCACAUGAUCGUAUGCGAAUGGAGGCAUUAACCGCGAAUCUUCUGGAUUUAAAUCCUGCAUUCUUAUCAGUUCCAAUGGUUGGCGGGGCAGAUUCGAAUACUAUUGUUCCCCUUUUGUCAUGUGCUUCUCCAAUCAAUCGAUUUAACAAUGCGCAACAAGAAAUGUUAUUACAAUCAUUACGUACCGCAGAUAAAGAAAUGGCAAAUAUUGAAUUUAAAGGUCCAGUGCUGUCUGAUGGAGCUGCAGCUGCCAAAUUAAUCCUUGCGCUUGUCGAAGGACUUAGCGGUUAUAAAAAUGUCAUUUCCUCUGCUUAUGUACGAUCAAAUAUUUUGCCGGGAUGUCGUUACUUCACCAGCCAAUUACAAUUCGGACCAGGCGGAGUACAAACAAAUUUUGGACUACCAAAAAUGUCUGCUGCGGAAAUAGUACUUGUAGAACAGGCAAUCCCUUCUAUCAAUGAAUAUAUCGAAAUGGGAUCGAAAGCAGUACAUAAUAAUAGACAUAUCACUGUAUAAAUUCAUCUUUUUUUUUUUUUUUUUAUAAAUGAUU
Molecule: messenger RNA, 1412 nt
Organism: Bombus pascuorum
Lineage: Eukaryota; Metazoa; Arthropoda; Insecta; Hymenoptera; Apidae
Product: malate dehydrogenase, mitochondrial-like
Exons: 3
Coding region: 155-1378 (407 amino acids)
Biological process (GO): tricarboxylic acid cycle
Cellular component (GO): cytoplasm; mitochondrion
Molecular function (GO): L-malate dehydrogenase (NAD+) activity
Source: RefSeq, a predicted model, not a curated record